ACCGGCACACCGGCCACCGCCGUCUCCAGCGCUGACUUCCAGCUGCAUUGAGUUUCAAACCCACCAUAGCAACUCUGCUCAGCACCUCCACUUGUGGGCCCCACGACCUCACCAUUACCAUCCUAUCUUUGGUUCUCUCCGGCAAGAAAGAAAUAUUCCAUAGUUUCUUCAAUCCAAACGGGUCAUAUGCGACAAUCAUCUCUCUGGAAACCAUCACCAUUAUCAUAUGCGACAAUCAUCUCUCCGGCAAGAAAGAAAUAUUGGAUAGUUUCUUCAAUCCAUUUUGGUUUACUUUCCAUUGCCCAAAUACUCAAUAUCAGAGAACCAAACGGGCCCGAUUUUGGAGUUGCAGUACGCAAUAGUGGUGGCGCAUGAUCAGAUUGUACCGUCCCACCAUCUAUACCACACGAUCAUGUAUCACAGUGUCAGCACAUUCUAUUUCUUUUCGAUUAACCCACCACCUCCGUUACCAAUCCACGGCUCCUGUACAGUUCGAUUCCCAUCUCUACUCGGCUACGCUUCAAAAGUGUAUACGAAACGCUGACUACGACUCCGGAAAGUGCCUUCAUUGUCACAUCAUCAAAACAGGGGCUUCUUUGGACUUAUUUGCAUUUAACGUUCUUCUUAAUCUGUAUGUAAAGUCUGAUUCUUUGUCCCAUGCAUCUCAACUGUUCGACGAAAUGCCCAGCACUAAUACUGUCUCCAUCACUACAUUGGGUCAGGGUUAUAUGCGCUCCCUUCAAUUCCCUGCAGCUCUUGAUUUAUUCCUUAGGUUAUUCAGAGGAGGCCACCAGCUUAACCCCUUCGUUUUCACAUCCAUUCUCAAGUUGCUUGUCAGUAUGGACAGCGCACAAAUGUGUUUCGCCAUUCAUGCAUGUAUUUAUAAGAUUGGUUAUCACUCUGAUGCAUUUGUUGGUACCGCUCUUAUUGAUGCCUACUCUGUCUGUGGAUGUGUUGAUGUCGCCAGAAGUGUUUUUGAUGACAUUCUUCACAAGGACAUGGUCAGUUGGACUGGCAUGGUAGCUUGCUAUGCUGAGAAUGAGUGCUUUUACCAUUCAUUACAACUUUUCUCCCACAUGAGGUUAAUGGGUUACAAACUAAACAACUUCAUCAUCACUGCGGUGCUCAAGUCCUGCCUUGGCCUACAGGCCUUUCGCCUUGGCAUGGGUAUUCAUGCAUGUGCUUUGAAAACUCAUUAUGAACGGGAUCUUUAUGUUGGGCUUGCAUUGCUGGAAUUGUAUAAUAAGUCCCAAGACCUUGACGCUGCAGGACAAUUUUUUGAGGAAAUGCCUAAGAAUGAUCUUAUUCCUUGGAGUCUAAUGAUCGCAAGGUAUGCUCAGAGUGACAAAAGUAGAGAGGCUUUGGAGUUGUUCCAGCGUUUGAGGCAGUCAGCCAUUGUCCCUAAUCAGUUUACAUUCGCUAGUGUGUUGCAAGCUUGUGCCACUUUACCUGCAUUAAAUUUAGGAGAACAAAUUCAUUCUUGUGUCCUGAAAGUUGGUCUUGACUCAAAUGUAUUUGUGUCUAAUACCCUCAUUGAUGUUUAUGCCAAGUGUAGUAAAAUGGAUAGCUCUAUGAAAUUAUUUAUGGAAUCACCUGAGCAUAAUGAUGUGACUUGGAAUACCUUGAUUGUUGGUUAUGUGCAGUUAGGAGAUGACGAGAAGGCACUAAAUAUGUUUGUAUCCAUGCUUGCUUAUCCCUUACAGCCAACAGAAGUGACAUACUCUAGUGUUCUUCGUGCCUGUGCAAGUUUGUCAUCAUUGAAGCAAGGACUUCAGGUUCAUUCGUUAACUGUGAAAACCAUAUACGAUAAGGACACUGUAGUUGCCAAUUCACUGGUUGAUAUGUAUGCCAAAUGUGGUAGCAUUCGCGAUGCCCGAAUAGUAUUUGAUAAGAUGGGAACACGAGAUGAAGUUUCAUGGAAUGCUAUGAUCUGUGGAUAUUCCAUGCAUGGCCUAGGUGUGGAGGCUCUAAAUAUAUUUGAAAUGAUGCAACAGUCUAAUUGUAAACCAAAUAAACUAACUUUUGUUGGUGUCCUAUCUGGAUGUAGCAAUGCAGGACUGCUAGAUAAAGGACAAGCACUCUUUAAGUCAAUGAUGCAAGACUACAGCAUUGAACCAUGUAUAGAACAUUAUACUUGUAUGGUUUGGCUUCUUGGAAGGUCAGGCCAUCUUGAGAAAGCAGUGAAACUCAUUGGUGAAAUUCCAUUUCAGCCUAGUGUUAUGGUGUGGCGGGCAUUGCUUGGUGCUUGUGUCAUCCAUAAUGAUAUUGAUCUUGGAAGAAUUUGUGCCCAACGUGUGCUUGAGAUGGAUCCACAUGAUGAUGCAACCCAUAUACUUAUGUCAAACAUGUACGCCAUUGCAAGGAGGUGGGACGGUGUUGCUUCUAUUAGAAAAAUUAUGCACAAAAAAAGAGUCAGGAAGGAGCCAGGGUUAAGUUGGAUUGAGGAUCAAGGUGUGGUUCACUAUUUUACUGCUGGGAACACUUGUCAUCACGACAUUAAACUUAUCAGUGCAAUGCUUGAAUGGCUAAACAUGAAAACUAGGAAGGAAGGAUACGUACCCAAUAUCAAUGUUGUUUUGCUUGAUAUGAAGGAUGUUGAAAAAGCACGUGUCUUGUGGGUUCACAGUGAAAGAUUAGCUCUGGCAUUUGGACUGAUACGAUUGCCACGUGGUUGUCCUAUACAUAUCAUGAAAAAUCUCCGUAUAUGUGUAGAUUGCCACAUUGUUAUGAAGUUGAUCUCCAAAAUUGUGCAGCGAGAUAUUAUUGUCAGAGAUAUGAAUCGGUUUCACCAUUUUCAGCAUGGGAUUUGCUCCUGUGGUGAUUAUUGGUGACUGAUGUAUUUCAAUUCCAGAAUCACAAAUUCUGCAUUUUCAUUUGUGGUGGCCUGCAAGAAAUUCUUGUUCACUUGAGGUAAAUUUGUAUAUGAAAAUGGUCAUGUCAUGUAUGGUACUGUACUUAUGGAUGAUUCUUUUUUGAUCUUAGGAUCUUGUCACUAGCUUUAUUCAAACAAAGAUGUGAAGUAUUAUGCUUCUUCUUGCAUGCUUUUAUUUAUUCCUUCCACUUCCUUUAUUGCUAUGUGUGAUCUUAUCUUCCCUCCUUUUUUUUCUGUCAUUACUCAUUACCUUCCACACUAGGGAAAACCAUCUUGAGAAGGACACAGCAAGGUGUUUCUCCAUGACUGUUCUUAUUUUUUAUGAUAGUAAGUGUUUGAUGUUGACAUGAUUUGAUGCCUUUAACAAUGUUUUGUGGAAGACUUGGCAUUCAAGGUCUUACAAGGGCAAGACAUGGCCUGUAUUUUGUAGCACAUGGAGUAUUUUCAGUGCAAUCUAAAUCUGGAUACUUUUAUUUAUAUUCUUAACAUUGUUAUUGUAAUUUUCAUGCGUUCAUAUCUGUAAAGUCUCUUAUGGAUGCCUGGAAGAACACACUUCCCAGAAGGUCGUGUCGAGAUCCUUGUGAUGAUAAUUGGGAUGGAAUCAAGUACACUAACUCUUUCUUUACUUCCAUGUGGUUUUUCCUAAGGACGUUCUUGUGGAGUUGCCUGCUUUGUGCUGGAUCUUCUGUUGUGAGAUUAACUUGCUUGCUAACAUUUUCAGAAAAUUACCAAGCCCAGAUUUGACAGGCCAGCUAUCUGAAGAAUUUGGUUUGCUAUCUGAAUUACACACGUUGUAGAAAAAUCCAGUUUUCACCAAAUGGAAGAGUGUAAUGUGGUUGAGUCGACAGAGACGCUCCAUUCAUUGUAAUGGGAAAACAGACCAUUUAUUUGAGCCACUGAAUAAUGCUGAGAAACAGUGCUUAGACUGAAGGAACGAACUUGACUGGCCCUUCCUUUGCCAUGGACUAAGUUCGUCUUGUGCUUUGCAUAAUGAGUCAGGCUGUUUAUGAUUUAUAAAUAGUGUACUAUACUAUAAAUUUUAUAUUUAGUGUGUGGGCUUUUCAUGCAUUUUAAGCUUCCUAGGAAAUGGUCAAAGUGCAUGGUCGUGAUAUGUGAAUGGUAGAAUAUGAUAUGAUGGAGAUUUGGAUUUGACAACUUCGAAAUUUCUACGUGUUAAUUAUUUGAAA
Molecule: messenger RNA, 4059 nt
Organism: Prosopis cineraria
Lineage: Eukaryota; Viridiplantae; Streptophyta; Magnoliopsida; Fabales; Fabaceae
Product: putative pentatricopeptide repeat-containing protein At5g13230, mitochondrial
Exons: 2
Coding region: 372-2831 (819 amino acids)
Biological process (GO): RNA modification
Molecular function (GO): RNA binding; zinc ion binding; protein binding
Source: RefSeq, a predicted model, not a curated record